UUGCCAAUUUAUAACAGUCUUAUUGAUGAGAACAAAGAGUAUGUUCUAGAGGCCAAGCCUGAUUCCAGACGAAGGCGCAAAAAUCCGCUAGAUUUCUGGUUGAAAGUUCAAUGGGUUUUGUACAAUUUUGUUUUCACAUUUGUCACAGCAAUUGGCAAGCGCGUGCGUGAAGAUCCGGUUGUACUUGCCCGAGCUGGUUUUAUUAUGGUUUGCGGUUUAGGUGGUCUCGUCCUUGGUAGUAGAGGAUUUCUGCGUCAAAUCACCUAUGGGUGUCUCGGUGCCGGUGUUGGAACCGUUAUGUGCUACCCCUCUGGUUCGCUUAAGGCUAUGGACUACGCUUGGAACUCGACCACGAGCAAGUUGAUUGAGACGUCAGAGGUUGAGGAUGAAUCAUGCACACUUGUGGAUUACCAAGCAAUCUCGCAAAUGGCGUAA
This is a messenger RNA of Hydatigera taeniaeformis, 435 nucleotides long. The record is from the annotation of a GenBank genome assembly. Lineage: Eukaryota; Metazoa; Platyhelminthes; Cestoda; Cyclophyllidea; Taeniidae.